This is a messenger RNA of Chaetomium strumarium, 2636 nucleotides long. RefSeq names its product hint-domain-containing protein. The transcript is spliced from 3 exons. Lineage: Eukaryota; Fungi; Ascomycota; Sordariomycetes; Sordariales; Chaetomiaceae. Gene Ontology annotation, biological process: intein-mediated protein splicing. The record is from RefSeq and is a predicted model, not a curated record. The coding region runs from base 105 to 2552 and encodes 815 amino acids.
GAGUAGUGUUUCCCAGCACUCACGUUGGCAGUGCCUGAAGGAGGCUAAGCGCCGACCACGAGACAUAAAGCCGUCGGAAAGAAGGAAAUCUCAGCGCCGGAGCAAUGACGCUAACCAAGAUAUUCACCGUUUGCAGCGACGGCACGGGCAGUACUAGUGAUUCGUCGGCAAAGGACCCGAACGCGCGACGAGGGACGGAGAAACAGAACCAAGACCAAGGGCCUUCGGUACACAUUUACCCGUUCUCAUCAGAAGAUGGACCGGACGGCGUUAUCGUCAAAAUUCAGCCGCCCAGCAGGCCGGCAGACGGAAAGCUUGAGCAUGUCCCUUGUGACCUUGUGCUCUCGAUCGACGUCUCCGGCAGCAUGGCAAACGCGGCCCCUGUGCCAUCGAGGCCGGGCAGACCGGCCGAUGACUCCGGAGAGGAAGAGGAGUACGGCCUGUCCGUGCUGGAUCUGGUGAAGCACGGGGCCCGCACCAUAAUCGAAACCUUGGAUGCAAGGGAUCGCUUGGGCAUCGUAACUUUUUCCACCCACACCGAGGUGCUCCAAUCCCUGACACCCAUGACAGCAGAAAGCAAGGCAGCGGCCGUUGAGAAAAUCGAACGCAUGAAGCCUCUCGACAUGACCAACCUCUGGCACGGCAUCCGCGACGGCCUCGAUCUGUUCAGAGAGAGCAAGAGCAAAGACAACCCACCGGGCUCAGGCGGGAGGGUACCAGCGCUGCUUGUGCUGACUGACGGGAUCCCCAAUCACAUGUGCCCACCUCAGGGAUAUGUGCCCAAGCUGCAGAAGAUGGGGCCGCUCCCGGCCACCAUCCACACCUUCGGCUUCGGCUACCGCCUGGAAUCCGGCCUGCUUAAGUCGGUUGCCGAAGCGGGCGGGGGCAAUUACUCGUUCAUUCCUGAUGCUGGCAUGCUUGGCACCGUUUUCAUCCACGCCGUAGCCAAUCUCCAGUCGACGUUCGCCAACAAUGCCAGGUUGCGGCUGACAUACCCGAGCUAUCUGGGCCUUCAAGAGACGACAGGCGAAGCAGUUGAUAAGCAAGAGCCUCUCCAGUUGGGGGGCGACGUCCCCGACUCUCUCGCGUCGCUCACCAUCCUGCUCAGCAAUGUCCAAUACGGCCAGUCGAGGGACGUCUACCUCCGCUUCGGCACCGGCGUGAAAGUGAUCCAAGCCGAAGUCGAGGCCGGCGGGUCAUCGCCCCCAAUCAUCACCGCGGCGCUCGACUACCAGCGCUUCGCGCCCGAGACGCAUCAAGCCGUCGCCUACCGACACGCGCUCGACAUUUUUUCGGGCCCGCAACUCGACCGCGCCGAAAUAGCCUACCACGUCUCCCGCUCCGCGCUCGUCUCCUUCCUCUCGACCAUCUACCCGCUGAAGCGCCCGCAGCUCGAGCACUGCCCUCUCCGCGACCCCCCCUCCGACCUGCCCACCCGCCUGCAGGCCCUCCUGGCCUCGCUACCAGCCGCCAACCCCGAAUUCGCCUCCUCCCACCCAGGCUGUCGUUCCCUGCUCACCGACCUGUGCGGCGCCGACUUCCUCAACUUCGACCACCGCCGCCUCGAGGAUCUCAACAGCAAUCCCGCCACCGCCGCUGCCGCAUCAUCAUCAUCAUCAUCAUCAUCAUCAUCAUCAUGGACGGCGGCGGGCCAGAUCGCCCUCGCCCUGCUCGACGGCUCGUACUACCGCCGCUGGGGCAUGCAUUACCUGCCCAGCAUCGCCGGCGCGCACGCGAGGCAGGUCUGUAACUCGUUCAAGGACGCCGGCCCGCUGCGAUACGGCGUCGACAGCCCGCUGUUUGCCGCCUGCCGGGAGCGUCUGGAUGACGCCUUUGAGCAGCUACCUGCGCCCGCGCCGAGUCGGACGUUGCCAGUCCGGUGUAGCAGCAGGGGUGGUGGUGGUGGUAGGGGGCCUCCGCUGCCAGUGUUGGCGUCGAUGAAGCGGUAUCAUGACGUGGAAAACGGGUGUUUUGCCGGGUGUGCAAAGGUCCUGCUGGCUACGGGGAGAACCGUGCGGAUUGCGCGGCUGAGGAAGGGGAUGGAGGUCAUCACGCCUCGGGGGCCGAGGAAGGUGAUGGCUAUUCUAAGGAUGGAGGCGCGGAGGGCUGCCAUGUGUCGGGUCACGUCGGCAGAUGCGAAGCGGAGGUUGCUGGUCACGCCGUGGCAUCCUAUUUUGCUGGCUCUCCCGGGCUGCGUGUGGGCAUUUCCGAAGGACGUCCCGAUGAAGCCGGUUAGGUAUUCGGGCCCCGUGUACUCGGUUCUCCUGGAGCGGGACGAGGACGCCAAUGCGCAUGCCAUCAUGGUUGGGGGCACAUGGGGCGUGACGAUGGGUCACGGCCUGACCGAGUUCGAAGAGGGGAAGCCGCAUGAUGUGAGAGCGCACCAGUUCUAUGGGGAUUACAGUAGGGUCAGCAGGGCGCUGGCGAUGCUGCCCAGGACGGCCGGCGGAGUGGUGCUUGGACGGGGGUUGACGAGAGAUCCUGAGACGGGUCGUGUCAAUGGACUUAGCAGCAGUAGGGCGAGGAAAAGUGCUUUCCGUGCUCAGGUUUGAGAUAAGGGUGCAAUAGUUGGUUGGGUGUAGGCUACCCACGAUCGGGAAAAGCAGCUCGCGUCACAGAGUCGGAGGUCGCAAAAG